AUGACACUAAUUGGACCUGUGACAUUCCACAAUGUCUGUUUUAACGAAGAUAGUGAUGAUUCUGUUAAUGAUCCCAAUUCUGAACUAGAAGAGCCAGAACGUAAGACUGAAAGACAACUUAAAAAAUGUACAUUAACUAAUGUAGAGAAAAGUGUAACUACUACGCAGCAUGAGUCGAGAGUAAUCGAUGAAACAGGAACGAAAAAGGAAAAGAAGAUAAUAAAACAGAAAAGUGAAUGGAAGAAAAAUGUUGUGAAAAUAUUAAGAAACAGUGGAAAAGCAUACCGAUCCUCAAAAUCCAGUAAAAUUUUUCUGGAACACUCUUUAAAGUCACCAUGCAAAGAUACCUGCACAUUCAAAUGUCAAUUAGACAUAGGUAUUAACCAACAAAAAAAUGAAGCAUAUAAGAGACUCCAGCAGCGCAGAACGAGAUCAACUCUCGAAGAUUAUGAAAAUCUUAGAAGGGAAGAAAAGAGAAUGUUCAGAAGAAAAAAGAAAGAACAAUACGAACACGCUCUAAACGAAAUUGUUAACUACCACAAUGGAAAAGACAUACGAAAAUUCUACCAACAGAUAAAUAGCUGCAGAAAAGACUUCAAACCCAGAAUAAUAAUCUCCAUGCAUAUUUUGAGCUCAGUACAUUCUUUGACUUUGUCUCUCAGUCGAGUACUUCAGUCCGAAAACCAGGAUCUUGGCGAGGCUAUCGAACUGGCUGAUGCUGCGAAACAAGUCCUGCUUGAAAGAAGAGAAAACGCCGAAAAGGACUUCAGAGGAAUUUUCAAAACCGUGAGCGAAAUCAGCGCAAAAUACGACAUCGAACUGCGGAAACCAAGGCUCGCGUCAAAACAGACUCAACGCUCCAACGUACAAACUGAUUCAGUUCAAGAUUAUUUUCGCAUAACGAUUUACAUCCCAUACAUUGAUUUGUUUCUGACCCAUAUACAAGAUCGAUUUUUGAAUCACCGCAAAAUUUUAUCAAACUUUGCUUGCCUCUUCCCCAACAAAAUGAAGAAUUUCAAUGAAGAAUCCUGCGCUCAACUGUUUGAACCAUACUCUUCAAUUUUGCGGGAUGAUUCCCGUGACAUCUGGGUAGACGAAGUCAAACUUUGGCGUCAACGCAUCGCCGGAAAGAACGUUAAAAAUUCGCUUGAAGCACUCGAUGUGUGCAAUGGAGAUGCGUUUCCAAAUGUACAUCAAAUGCUUCGCAUUUUGGCAGUUCUGCCUGUAACGACAGCAACGAAUGAACGCUCCUUUUCAACAUUGCGUCGCCUCAAGACUUACCUCAGGUCAACAAUGUCUGAAGAUCGGCUGAACGGAUUAGCUUCGCUCAAUAUACAUCGCGAUGUCGAGGUCGAUCCGCAAAGAGUUUUGGAGAAGUUUUUUUCUACACCUCGCAGAGUUAAUUUAUUAAAUAAUAACUGA
This is a messenger RNA of Diabrotica virgifera virgifera (western corn rootworm), 1422 nucleotides long. Its product is annotated as 52 kDa repressor of the inhibitor of the protein kinase-like. Lineage: Eukaryota; Metazoa; Arthropoda; Insecta; Coleoptera; Chrysomelidae. The record is from RefSeq and is a predicted model, not a curated record. Gene Ontology annotation, molecular function: protein dimerization activity. The transcript has 5 exons. Bases 1 to 1422 code for a protein of 473 amino acids.